GUUCCGGUUCCGGUUCCGGCUGGAGGCUGCACCUGCGGCGAGGGCGUGUGGCUAUGGCUUACUCCACCGUGCAGAGGGUGGCCCUGGCCUCGGGGCUCGUUCUGGCAGUGUCCCUGCUGCUGCCUAAAGCCUUCCUCUCGCGCGGAAAGCGGCCGGAGCUGCCCCCGGUUCCCGAAGGAAAGUUGGGUCGAUUCCCACCUGUGAUGCAUCACCACCAGGCACCUUCAGAUAGCCAGACCCCUGGGCCUCGUUUCCAGAGGUCUCACCUUUCCGAGGCCUUCGCAAAGGCCAAGGGAGCAGGUGGAGGAGCUGGAGGAGGAGGCAGUGGAAGAGGCCUGAUGGGGCAGAUUAUUCCAAUCUAUGGUUUUGGGAUAUUUUUAUAUAUAUUGUACAUUCUGUUUAAGCUCUCAAAGGGGAAAGCUGCAGAGGAUCGGAACUGCUCUACUCCCACACCUGGAAAUGCCCACAGGAAAAUUACCAAUUUUGAGCUUGUUCAACUGCAAGAAAAACUGAAAGAGACAGAGGAAGCCAUGGAAAGAUUAAUCAGCAGAGUGGGGCCUAAUGGUGAGAGCAGAGCACACACCGUGACUUCAGACCAAGAAAAGCGGUUACUGCAUCAGCUCCGAGAAAUUACCAGGGUUAUGAAAGAAGGAAAAUUCAUUGACAGACCCUCUCCAGAGAAAGAAGCUGAGGAGGCCCCUUACAUGGAAGACUGGGAAGGUUACCCUGAAGAGACUUACCCAGUUUACGACAUUUCAGAUUGCAUCAAACGUAAGCACAAAAGCAUCCUGGUGGAUUACCCUGACCCAAGAGAACCUUCUGCUGAAGAAAUAGCUGAAAGAAUGGGAGUGCUCACAGAAGACUCAGACCAUGUGGGUUGGGAAAUGCCCACUGACCCCAUUGCCCAGGAAGAUAAUUCUGCUCACUCUUCUGACUCAAAGCCAAAAGCAUGUUCCUGCCAUUUUCAUGAAGAAGAGGAUCCUGCUGUCUUGGCAGAAAACACAGAAUUCAGUAUAGACAGUCACAGUGAGCAGGAAGAAACCACCAAGGAAGUAUGGCCCCAAGACUUCAGAGACGAAGGAAUGAGCGUCAACACCAAGAUGGCAGCAUAUAGAGGUGGCAUGUUGAGGAGGCGGAACCCACAGGGUUUAGAAUGAAAACAGCCAGUUUGGUGAAAUCUGCUACUAUUGUCCUGGGGUGACCUUUUCCUGCUCUGAUUUCAUUCUCUGCCCUGUUUCCCAUACUUCCUAUGUUCACAUACCAUAGCCAGUAGCCACAACCAUAGAUGUCAUGUAUCUUACACACCUGUCACCUUGUAAAACAGACCAUUGUGAACAAGACAGCUUCAGUCUCUCCCUCCAUCAGAGUUGAGCCAUCAGGGCAUUAUGUUUAUUCUAUUGUGAUUAUAGGUGGGACUGCAGGACAGAGGUCUGGCUCUGUUGUAGGAGUAACAGAUGUCUUACCUGGGAGCAAAUGUCACCUUUCGCAUGAUGAGGCUCAUAGUUGCAGGAAUGAAGAUUUCAAUUCCAAGUCUCCUUAUUGUCUGGGCCUUGAGCAGGUUGGUUGUCCCUGGGCUUGGGAAAACAUUUUUAUGAGGACAAUGGGGCCAGAGCAGGGUAAGGCUAUUGUUUGAGCUGAAGCCCCUUCCUACACAGUGAGGGCCUUGUUUUUGUCUUAAAGGAAAGCAAUGAUGACCUCAGAUACCUUUCACCAGAGUAGCAUUUCCCACUGACCUGAGAAUGAAUACAGAGCUCUAUUGGGCUCAGAUACUACCUGGAUCUCUAGUUUCUUUCACCUAUGCUCUGCUUAAGUGAACUGCUAAAUCCAGAAGCACCUCUGACCUUCAGCAGCCAGCAGAAUUUUAGAUAAACUAGUUUUUGCCUUGCAGACAUUAGCAGCUGUGGGAAAGCCUGCCCUAGUGGUGUCCUGCCAUGAGAUGUCAGAAGGUCAAGGGGCCAGUGACAAGGAAGCAUGUCCUGAUGGACUGUACUUACCUGUGUGUCAUGCCAGGAAAGUUUGUUCUUAAACCAUAUGAAGUGAAACAAGAAAGGUUGAGCAUGUAAUCUGCCAGCCCAGCAGGGAAGUUGCAGAGUUCCAAUUUGCUGUGCCAGAGGAGGAGACCAUUUGUUUCACUAUUUGGAUAUCUGGUUCAUUUGAUAGUACUGGAGAAAAAGUAACAAGUAGAUUAGAACUGAAGGGGUUCUGACCAAACCAAAGGCCUAAUGUCUAAACUGCUAGGUCUAUCUUAACAUGGCACUUGUGAACCUAAGAAGGAUGAAUGGAUUCAGGUUUACCUGUAUGACCUGAGUUUAAAGUAAGUAUACACCUAAGGACAGCCCCAGUCAUAAAAUAUAGAAAGCCUGCAAAUUAUGUAAAGGCCGAAUGGCUUUUAGAGUUCAUUAUGCCUGGCACAAUUGGUACAAAUGAGAUGCCUGGGAAAUAGUUUUAAUCACAUGAUAAGCUUACCAACUGCUGUCAGGUGUGGCCUCAUCUAGACAAGAUUAGGCAUUCUUGUUAAGUCACUGAAAGUGAGUCUAUAGAAAAUAGUUUGCAUCUAUCUCCAUGUAGAACAUUUGAUUCACUUAUAAAGAGUGUAAUUUAAAAUGCACUAAAAACAACAAGGUAGGUGCUCUUCACUGUGAUGAUAAAUUGUCCCUCUCCUUUUUUGAUGGGUGCAUUUAUUUGAACCAGGGAGUCUGGAUUCUCCUCAUCUUUUUGGCUUAGGAUAGAAUUCUCCAGUUAGAGGUACAUGUUAGAUCCUUUUAGCCUGUUCAUUUAUUAUACACCACUCAGAGAGACACUGGAAAAAGCUCAAUUCCCACCUUUAAAAAUAUGCGGUUUAAUAUGGGGGUCUCAUCCAAUUUACUUUUAAAUGAACUAUAAGUGGGUUCAAGAUUGUGAGUUUUUCAGAAGAGAGGUGUUGCUUGAUCCCACCCAGCCUAUUCUAUGUGUAGAAGCUUGAGAUAGCUCCUUAACUUUAAGCCUUGAUUUUUCUUACAUCCCAGGUAGGUGAGUAAGCCUAGCUCUUGUGGGCUGGUUAUGAGACUAAAUGAAAUAAUCAGGACUUGUAAAGUAGCACUGGUCCUAUCAUAAGCGUUAACUACUUAAGUGGUAGUUAAUUUACUUCUGUAUUUCCUAGAGACUUUACCAAGGAGGUUCACAAGGAUGAGAAAGGACAUUCUUGAUAGAAAGUCAUGCUGUAGAAUUUUGAUAAGGCUGGUAUGUAAGGUAUCACAGAGCCAACUAUUCUGAAUGUUAAUGCAAUCAUUUUGAAUGGGCUGACCAAAAAGUGGGUCUGGCUUUUGAUUUUUGCCUGCUGCCUCUUUCCUCAUGGCCUUCAUUUCUCUGCAUUGGUGCAGCAUUUGAUCUGCCACAGAGUACAGAUUCAGACCUGUGGGAGCAGGCACUUGGCCUAGGAAACAAGCCCACCCUAUGGGACCACAGUUGGUGACAUAGGUGGGUGAUUAGCCUAAUGAUCUCCUCCUGGCGCUAACAGGAAAGUGCUUCAGUUGCUCAGGGCUAGUGAUGUUUAUGAUCUGGAAGCCAAGUUCAGGGGGGGUAAACUGAGGGGUAGAGGCCUGUGAGAACCACACUCUGUGCCUUCCAUGGCUUGGGUGAGCAAACAACUAUGGUCCUAACCGGGACACAGGGAAAAAGACAGCUCUAGCAAUAAUUAUGCAAGGACAGUGGUUGUAAACCAGGACUAUCGUGGAUCUGUGUCCAUCUAAAAGAUUUGUUAGAGAGUUGGUUCAAGGCAACAGGAUAGGAAAAUCCUGACCUUAUUUCCUUCCAUGGACACAACAAAUCAGAACUAAAAAAGAUAGUUUCUCAGGCAGAAAAAUGCUAACAACUUCACCACUCAACCAGCCUCACAAGACUAGUAGCAAAUAAACAUGGGAAGCAAAAAAAUCUCCUGCUAAAAGUAUAAAAAGCAUAACAAAAACCUCAACCAGUCAGCGUAUACUUAGAUUUUUUUAAAUGAUAUCAGAAACAAAAUGGGCUUGAAAGAGUAAAAAUACUGUUAGAAUGAAUUCAACUAAGUUGCUGUCAACUUAUAAACAAUAAAAUUUUAUAUACAAAGGCUGUCAUGUGAACUUCCUGCUAACAACAAAGCAACAAUCUGUAGUAGAAACAAUGUAAAUGCAAUCUACACAUAACAAGUGUCAUCAAACUUCACAGGGAAGUGAACAAGAGAAGAACAGAGGAAAAGAGGGAUUAUAUAAUAGCCAGAAAACAAAAUGGAAAUAAACAUGUACCUACUGACAAUUACUUUAAAAUAUAAAUUGGACUAAAUUCUCAGUAGCUUAAUGGAUAAAACACGAGCCCCAUCUACAUGCGGCCUAUUGACAACCGGAGAUCCACGUCCAGUGUAAGGAUGCGCAGACUAGAAGUGAGGAGAGAGAAAGACAGCCGGUACACAGUGGGGAGGGGUGGCAAAGGGGGAAGGUGGGGAAGCCAGUUGCUUAGUGGGCAUGGUACAGUUACUGAGGUGAGAAGCUGUACCCCUAAAACCUAAUCAAUAUUGUAUACAAUGUUGCCUCAAAAAAAAGAAACUAAUUUCACUCAUGUUCAUAGUCAGCCUAAUAUGACAGAAGAUACACAUUAAUAAUGACAAAAGGGUCAUUCUGCCAAGAAGGACACUAAAACAAAGCAAAACUUAUUAGACCUAAAGGGAGAAAUUGACAGCAACACAAGUCAUAAAGUGGGGGACUUUUAGAUAUCCCAUAUAUCAAUGGAUGGAUUAUCUAGAGACAUCUUAAAUAACACAUUAGACUGGAUGAACUUAAUGUACAGGAUACAUAAUCUCAAGUACACAUGGAUAGAUUGUAUAUCAUAAUAUAAAACAAGUCUCAAAUUUAAGAGUGAAACCAUAUCAAACAUUUCUACCACAAUGGUAUGGAAACAAAUCAGUUACAAGAAGAAAGCUGGAAAAAAAAUAAGGCCAAUGUGGAGAUUAAAUAAUACGGUUGAAAUUAAACAAUUUGCUUAAACAAUAUUAAAGAAGAACACCAGAUACAUUCUAACCUCACACCUACAGCAAGAAGAAAAAGAAAACCUAAAGUCAGUGGUAGGAAAUAAAAAUCAGAGCAGAAAUAAGUGACCAAAAAGUCCAAGGAAAAGGCCAAUUAAUCUUUGAAAACAUAAUAAUUGACAAGCCUUUAGCUAGAAUAAGAAAAAAAGCUUCAGAUAACAUCAAACAGGAAUCACAGUGGACACUGCAAAAAUACAGAGAAUUAGGAAAGACUGCUAUGAAUAUCUAUAGGUGAACAAAUUAGACAGCCCCCCUCCAAAAUAGAUACAUUUUUAGAAGCAAACCACCUUUUAAGAAAGUCAUGAAGAAGUAGAAAUCAGGUCAGAUCAACCAAUCACCAGUAUGGAGACUGAAACAGUACAACCACAAACUGCAAAGAAAUCAAUAAUCAGCCAGGGUUGGAAAAUUACAGGCUUGUAUCCCUAAUAUACACA
Molecule: messenger RNA, 5466 nt
Organism: Condylura cristata (star-nosed mole)
Lineage: Eukaryota; Metazoa; Chordata; Mammalia; Eulipotyphla; Talpidae
Gene: RIC3
Product: RIC3 acetylcholine receptor chaperone
Exons: 6
Coding region: 54-1157 (367 amino acids)
Biological process (GO): synaptic transmission, cholinergic; protein localization to cell surface
Cellular component (GO): intracellular membrane-bounded organelle; neuronal cell body; neuron projection
Source: RefSeq, a predicted model, not a curated record